Melampsora larici-populina 98AG31 is the source of this 1659-nucleotide messenger RNA. RefSeq names its product family 9 glycoside hydrolase. The transcript is spliced from 5 exons. The coding region runs from base 1 to 1659 and encodes 552 amino acids. Gene Ontology annotation, biological process: carbohydrate metabolic process. NCBI's taxonomy places the organism in Eukaryota, Fungi, Basidiomycota, Pucciniomycetes, Pucciniales, Melampsoraceae. The record is from RefSeq and is a predicted model, not a curated record. Gene Ontology annotation, molecular function: hydrolase activity, hydrolyzing O-glycosyl compounds.
AUGUUGUCAUACUCAUUUCUCAUCGUCUUCUUUCUCUCAUUUUGUUUAGCUGAUGAACCAGAUACAUCUCAACCUGAGAGAGAUCCCAAAUCAGCCCCAGGAUUCUCAGGUACUUACGAGAUUCCAGGAUCUCCAAAGUACGCUUACCAAGAAGCCCUUCACAAAUCUUUCCUUUUCUAUCAUGCACAAAGAUCUGGAAAGAUAGAUGAACAUCGAUUAGCUUGGAGAACAGAUUCUUGUUUAAGUUGUAAAGGAAAAUAUGGAGAAGAUUUAAGUGGAGGUUGGUAUGAAGCUGCAAACUCGAUGAAAUGGACUCAACCUUUUUCUUGGACUGUCACUCAACUGGCUUACAACGUCUAUCAAUUUGGGAAUGCGAUGGAAACGGUCAAUGAGAUGGCAGAAGCAAUGAAGGUCGUACGAUGGGGAGCCGACUACUUGAUGAAUGCUCAUCCAGCGCCGAAUGUGCUUGUCGGAUUGUUUGGUCUUGAUGCGGACGAAGUGGGAGAUGUUGACUUUAUGUACUUUGGUCCACCUGAGGAGUAUGAGAAAUGGGCACCAAGAGGGGUACAAAAGGAAGCUUAUUACGUCGAUGAAUCACGCCCAGCAUCUGAGAUGGCUGGUCAAGCUGCCGCUGCUUUAGCAGCAACCUCUGUGAUCUUUCGACAAUCUGAUCCAGCAUACGCUGAUCUCGCUUUGAAACACGCUAUGGAACUUUUCAACUUUGCUGAUAAAUUUCGAGGAAGCUUUAUGGAUAUAGAUGAACUUCCAUUCAGAAGAACAAAGAAAUGGUAUCCAUCUACUAAAUAUACUGACGAGAUAGCUUGGGCUGCAACUUGGCUUUUUGCUGCUACUGGCGACGUUGCAUAUUUUCAAUCUGCCAAGGAUAAUAUCCGUGGAGGUGCCUCGGAGUACUCUUGGGAUGAUUGUGAGGCUGCAGCCACAGUUCUACUAUACCAAUUGACUGGUCAACAGGAAUUCCUCCUCAAGGCAAACGACUUCUUCACUCAAUUCUUGUCCGGUGGAUCUACUAAGAUGACCGCUAAAGGUCUCUCUUACAAGGAGAGCUGGGGUGUGUUAAGAUACGCUUCGAAUCAUGCUUUUCUCGCCCUCGCUCAUGCGGCUUCGGUGGAGAGAUACACUGAUGGUCAAACAGAACAAGGAAAAGCUCUCGUUCAAACCCUUCGUACAUUUGCCACUCAGCAAAUCAACUAUAUGUUGGGAGAUACUGGGAUAUCCUUUGUGGUUGGAUUUGGCAAAUCGGUCACCAAACCAUAUCAUAAAAGCUCUUAUAACUCUUUUAUUGAUUAUCCUAUGCGUGGACUUCAAUCUGAGGUUCAACAAUCUGACUUUGAGUCGGACACACCACAACGCUUCAUUCUAUAUGGCGGCCUGGUUGGUGGACCUGAUAUCAAUGAUCAAUAUAAAGACACACGAAAAGAUUAUACUUAUUCCGAAGUGACUCAGGAUUACAAUGCUGGAUUCACAGGUGUCCUAGCGGGAAUGCUCGAGUUUUAUAUCGCACGUGGAGCUUCUUUCGUUCCUUUCAAUGAUGGAAAACUCGAUUUAGGAUGGUCACAUCCUAAUGCAGUUCAAGCAUUAAAGCCAAAUUACCCGGCCAAUGAUUGUUACCAUCUUGAUGUACCAUGUCAAAAGAAAUAA